GCGCCUCCCGGGCGCUGGCUCCGCGGGAGGGCGGCGGCGGCGGCGUGUCGGGCCCGGGCCGGGUCGGGCUCCGGCUGCAUCUCGGGCCGCUGCGCCGGGCACCUGUGGCGGCCGCAGGAGCAGCGCUUCCGCCGGCCUGCGCGGCCCCGGGCGGGCGAGCGGGGAGCGGGUGCCUCCUGGGAAGCCCGGGCAGAUGGUCCUCGGAGGAAGAAGCUCUGGGGCUGGUGCCGGCCUGGGCCUCUCUCCGGCCGCCAUGAGCACCCGCCCGCAGCCCUUGUCGCGGAGCUCGUCCAGCCUGCUGGGGGACGGUGGGGGGCGUGCCCCCGAGCUCCGCAAGAGCGCCAGCAGCACCGUGUGGCAGGCCCAGCCUGGUGAGGCGAGCGGCGGGCCGCGCGUCCCCGAGGAAGAGGAGCACCACGUGGAUGGUGCGCCGCAGCCCCCGGCCCCCAGCCCCCGGGUCCGGGCCGUGGGCCACUGGCGGAGCAGCACUGUGGGCAACAUGUCAACCGUGGGCCAUGGGGACCUGUGUCGCCUGAGGACCGCCGGGGCCGCCGCCACGCAGAGGAGCCACUCGGACCUGGUGCGGAGCCCGCAGGCCCGGGGCCACGGUGCCGCCCGGAAGGCCAGCCUCAGCUGCUCGGCCGUGGGCGCCUCACCCGUCCACGCGGCUGAGCUGCAGCCGGGCGGUGCCCCCGCGGGCUUGGAGGGGGGCCCGGCUUCCGAGGAAGGGCCGGCGGACUCAGCCGGGACGCUGGCAGGGAGUGGGGCGUGGUUGGCAGGGACAGCCCCCUGGAGCGGCAGCCCCCAGGCCAGGCCCGUGGCCACUGCGCAGCAGGCCACCGCCUCCUGCCACACCCUGUCCCCGGCAGCGGGGGCCGGAGGCUGCUGCCCUGCCCUGCCUGCCCCGGGGGUCCCGGCCUUUCCCAAACUGGUGGCGUCUGUGAGUGAGUCCGGGCUGCAGGCUCAGCAGGGCGGGACAUGCCGGUGCAGGUUACCUGGGGGGCCCCCCGGGCUCUCCUGCUGCUGUGCCCACCCUUGGGGUCCCGCCGCGUGCACCAUGGGGCCUGCUGCCAGGACCAAGGACGUGUGGACCAUGACUUCAGCCAGUGACUUGGGCCCCGUGUCGGCUUCCUGUCCGUCAGCCCAGGACGCGGGCGUGCAGGCAGCGCCCCUGGCAGCGUGCAAGGCCGUGGCCACCAGCCCGGCCCUGGAAGCCCCCGGGGCCCUGCCCACAUUCCCAGAGGUAACUCCGGGGUCCAGCCUGGAGGAGGCCCCAUCCCCUGUGCGGGAUGUGCGGUGGGAUGCCGAGGGCAUGACCUGGGAGGUGUACGGAGCCGCCCUGGACCCCGAGGUGUUGGGCGUGGCCAUCCAGAAGCACCUGGAGAUGCAGUUUGAGCACCUGCAGCGGGUGCCCGCCAGCGAGGACAGCCUGGGGGGGGGGCGGAGGGGCCCGCUUCGAGCCGUCAUGCAGUCCCUAUGGCGCCCCAGCUGCUGUGGCUGCUCCAGCGCCGCCCCCGAGUGACGCGGGGCCAUGGGUUGGGGACGCUGGGGGUGCUAAGCUCCCGGGACCUGCAGCCCAGGACGGUGUCUGCUGCCCCGACUGCCCUGACCGAGCUGGGGGCUGCCCCGCCCUGCGCUCCCUGCCGCUCCCCGAGCGCCCCAUGCCUGCCCCCCCGGGCUGCGAACCCUGGACAGGCUCCCCACCAGGGACGGCCUGACGCUCUGUCCCCAACCCCGCUGGCGUUUCCCCAGGACUUGGUGGCUUUCUUUGGAAGCAGUGCUGGGCCCUGACCAACUCCUCUUGCGACCAGACGGCUGGGUCCUCAGGGAGGGGCUGCACUGUCGGGGACCCCCUGGGCUGUCAUGGGGGGGCGCCUACCUUGCUGGGUGCCCACCUCUAGCCCCACCCUCUGGAUGGAACCAGGGAGAUCUGGCGAGGCCGCGGCUGCCGUGCCGGGCGGCCUGCUGGGGGGUAGCUGUGACCCACGCAACACAGACCCGGGGCUGCUCUGUCCCCUGAAGCAGGUGGCUGGUGGGGCAGAGCCGCCCCCAGGAAAAUCUCCAGGUCAGGGUCGUGUGCGGGGCCGCGCCAGGCUGUCUGCACCCUCGCUGGGCUGACGGCUUUGGGAGGUGGGCGUUCUGGAAGGGUGGGGGGGGUUGCUCAGAGCUCGGCCCUGUCCCCGGGGGCGCUGAGGGCUGAUUCCUGGUGGGUGC
Nyctereutes procyonoides (raccoon dog) is the source of this 2214-nucleotide messenger RNA. RefSeq names its product G protein regulated inducer of neurite outgrowth 2 (gene GPRIN2). Lineage: Eukaryota; Metazoa; Chordata; Mammalia; Carnivora; Canidae. Gene Ontology annotation, biological process: neuron projection development. Gene Ontology annotation, cellular component: plasma membrane. The transcript is spliced from 3 exons. Bases 194 to 1522 code for a protein of 442 amino acids. The record is from RefSeq and is a predicted model, not a curated record.